GGUGAUUUCAUUCGAUCUCAAGAAAGCCUUUGAUUCCGUUUCUCACAACAUCAUUUGUAAGAAGCUAGAAAAAACCAACAUUAAUCCAUAUGUAAUAAAUUGGAUUAGAAAUUUUUUGACUGAUAGGAGACAAAGAGUAAUAGUAAACGGAAUAGAAACAAAUUAUGUAGACAUAAACAAAGGAGUACCGCAAGGCACAGUUCUUGGACCAUUUCUAUUUUCCUUAAUGAUAAAUGAUCUAACAGUCAAAGAUCCAAAUAACAACAUACUAGUCAAAUUUGCAGAUGAUAUGACUGUUAGCGCUCCAGUGAAAAAUAAUUAUGACUCCGCACUAACUGAGGUAGACAAUAUUAAAAAAUGGACGGAAACAAACAGAAUGUCAUUAAAUCUAGAUAAAACAUGGGAAAUGGUUGUAAGUGGCAAAUCAACAAAUCCUUUACCAGAACCAAUAACGGGUAUCGAACGCAAGACUUGGCUGAAACUAUUGGGAACCACACUGCAGAAUGAUCCAAAUUGUUGGGACCUUCAAGUUAAUAAUUUGAUAUCUAAAGCUAGCAGUCGAAUGCACAUUUUGAGAAUAUGCAGAUCGUAUGGCUACUCUAAAAAAAAUUUAACAAUUCUCUUCGACGCACUUAUUAUGUCUUUAUUUUCUUAUGGAAUCGAAGUAUGGGGUUCUGCACUUGAAAAGAAGUACCUGGAACGGAUUGAUAAAUUUCUUAGGCGAGCAUACAAAUAUGGAUACACAACAAAAAGUGUUCAGAUAAUUGAUGUGAUUAAAGAAAGAGACAUGAGUUUAUUUGAAAAAAUAUGUAGCAACCCAGGCCACCCUUUAUACGAACUACUUCCUCCUAAAAGACAAAGACCGUUAAGAGAACGCGAACACGAUUUAAUAAUUUUAGCUAAAAUAAUUAACUUAGAUACAUAA
This is a messenger RNA of Paramuricea clavata, 925 nucleotides long. Lineage: Eukaryota; Metazoa; Cnidaria; Anthozoa; Malacalcyonacea; Plexauridae. The record is from the annotation of a GenBank genome assembly.